Caenorhabditis remanei is the source of this 474-nucleotide messenger RNA. RefSeq lists its product as uncharacterized. The record is from RefSeq and is a predicted model, not a curated record. Lineage: Eukaryota; Metazoa; Nematoda; Chromadorea; Rhabditida; Rhabditidae. The transcript is spliced from 6 exons. Gene Ontology annotation, cellular component: BLOC-1 complex. Gene Ontology annotation, biological process: endosomal transport. The coding region runs from base 1 to 474 and encodes 157 amino acids.
AUGACAGUUCCUACUGUUCUGGACUUUGUCGAAGAUCAGAGUAAGAUGUCGCAGUUAACGAAUAUGUUAAAAGAGCACAGCAAGAAGCAACACCUUCGAAAAGAAAUACAAGAAAAGCUGAAAAACGAAGCAGUUGUGGCUGCUCAAACUUUAUCAACUGCAGUUGUGGACCAUCUAAAUGCUAAAGUUGCCCAAGCUUACGGAAACCAAAAACGUCUCGAUGUGGAAGCAAAACGUUUUGAGAAUAAUUCAGCGGCAUUAGCAAAGCAAACGGAGCAGUGGCUUUUUAUCACGGAAGGCUUGAACUAUGCUCUGAAGGAAAUCGGAGAUGUGGAAAAUUGGUCACAAACAAUUGAAAACGAUAUGAAGAUAAUCACAGAAACCCUUCGAAGAGCAUAUGAAGCUAAAAAUCUUCCCGCAGUGUCCCCAAGUCAAACAACCGGAAGUUCCUCAGGAAAUCCUGCUAGUCAAUGA